CUCUGGCAUGCAGGAAAGAUGGAGAGGAGAGGGAAGGAGGUGUGAAGUCACUGUUGCUGCUACUAGAAGGGCCAGAGAGAGCCCAGGCUGGACAGGCAAAACCUGGCCUCGCCAGACUCCCAGAGCCUGCACAGAGUGUGUGGCUGAGAAGUCCGGAUUCUGGUGCCAGACCGACUGGCUAGUGAGAAGCCUGGCACUGCCAGGUCAGGUUAGUGCAUUUUUUCUUGUUUGUUUUUUUAUUUUUGAGACAGAGUUUCACUCUUGUCCCCCAGGCUGGAUUGCAAUGGCACGAUUUCAGCUCACUGCAACCUCCGCCUCCUGGGUUCAAGCCGUUCUCCUGCCUCAGCCUCCUGAGUAGCUGGGAUUACAGGUGCCCACCACUAAGCCUGGCUAAUUUUUUGUAUUUUUAGUAGAGAUGGGGUUUCACUAUGUUGGCCAGGCUGGUCUCAAACUUCUGACCUCAGGUGAUCCACCCGCCUCGGCCUCCCAAAGUGCUGGGAUUACAGGCAUGAGCCACCGCACCAGGCCAGGUUAGUGCACUUCUGUGAGCCUGAGUGUCCUCCUUGAAACGGUGACAAUAAUAUACCAAGCCUCUUAAGAUCACUCAUUCAACACAUACUGGAGAGUCUGCUGUGUCAGGCAUUGUUCUCGGAUAUUGUUAGGAUUCAGUGGUACCCAGCAAGGACUCAGUAAAUUCCAGCUACUGUUCCUAUUAGGUCGCCAGUAUAAAUGCUUGAUGAGUGAAUGAAUGACUUCUAUCUGGGACUUGGUUGCAAAUAAAGCCGAGCUGCAUCUUAGGGAGGGGUGGAGACUUUGCCCUGUUUGUGCCUUGAAGCCAGCAGGGCCUUGCCCUAGGAUAUCUCCACCCACCCUCGUGCCCAGCAAGUGGAGGCCCGCAGCCCGAGUGUCGGCGCCAUGACUUCGUCGCAGCUCUUCCGCGCGCUGGUGUCAGCGCAAUGGGUGGCCGAGGCGCUGCGGGUCCCGCGCGCUGGGCAGCCCCUGCAGCUGCUGGACGCCUCCUGGUACCUGCCGAAGCUGGGGCGCGACGCGCGACGCGAGUUCGAGGAGCGCCACAUCCCGGGCGCCGCCUUCUUCGACAUCGACCAGUGCAGCGACCGCACCUCUCCCUACGACCACAUGCUGCCCGGCGCCGAGCAUUUCGCGGAGUACGCAGGCCGCCUGGGCGUGGGCGCGGCCACCCACGUCGUGAUCUACGACGCCAGCGACCAGGGCCUCUACUCCGCCCCGCGCGUCUGGUGGAUGUUCCGCGCCUUCGGCCACCGUGCCGUGUCACUGCUUGACGGCGGCCUCCGCCACUGGCUGCGCCAGAACCUCCCGCUCAGCUCCGGUAAGAGCCAACCUGCUCCCGCCGAGUUCCGCGCUCAGCUCGACCUCGCCUUCAUCAAGACCUACGAGGACAUCAAGGAGAACCUGGAAUCCCGGCGCUUCCAGGUGGUGGACUCCCGAGCCGCCGGAAGGUUCCGCGGCACCGAGCCUGAGCCCCGAGACGGCAUUGAACCUGGCCACAUCCCGGGUACCGUGAACAUCCCCUUCACAGACUUCCUGACCCAGGAGGGGCUGGAGAAGAGCCCUGAGGAGAUCCGCCAUCUGUUCCAGGAGAAGAAAGUGGACCUGUCUAAGCCACUGGUGGCCACGUGUGGCUCUGGCGUCACGGCCUGCCACGUGGCACUAGGGGCCUACCUCUGCGGCAAGCCCGAUGUGCCCAUCUACGAUGGCUCCUGGGUGGAGUGGUACAUGCGUGCCCGGCCCGAGGAUGUCAUCUCAGAGGGCCGGGGGAAGACCCACUGACGCUAGGCAGGACACAGGCAAGCUCAGGUGAUGCCGGCUACCAGCAAUGCCUGGCCUGGUAGCUCCGUCUCUGCUUUCACCAAGAGAGUGUUUCUUCACUCAGCUCAGGUGGCUUUUGGGGUGACAUCUCGAAGGCCAGGAAUUCCGUUGACUUGUUGGCUGCCAGUGGGGGCGGGAGGAAAGGCGGAGGCAAGCCCUGGAGGAGGGAGGCCACAACUCCGAGCUGCCCACCUGGUGCUGAGCUGGGGCCCCGCCUCCUUUCUGUUUUAUUUUUGAGGAAAUAAAACAACCAAGUGCUAAAUCUU
Messenger RNA from Nomascus leucogenys (northern white-cheeked gibbon), 2114 nucleotides. RefSeq names its product mercaptopyruvate sulfurtransferase (gene MPST). The transcript is spliced from 3 exons. Gene Ontology annotation, cellular component: mitochondrion. Gene Ontology annotation, biological process: transsulfuration. The coding region runs from base 916 to 1809 and encodes 297 amino acids. The record is from RefSeq and is a predicted model, not a curated record. Gene Ontology annotation, molecular function: thiosulfate-cyanide sulfurtransferase activity. Lineage: Eukaryota; Metazoa; Chordata; Mammalia; Primates; Hylobatidae.